Molecule: messenger RNA, 3133 nt
Organism: Micropterus salmoides (largemouth bass)
Lineage: Eukaryota; Metazoa; Chordata; Actinopteri; Centrarchiformes; Centrarchidae
Gene: lman2
Product: lectin, mannose-binding 2
Exons: 8
Coding region: 108-1118 (336 amino acids)
Biological process (GO): Golgi organization; endoplasmic reticulum organization; endoplasmic reticulum to Golgi vesicle-mediated transport
Cellular component (GO): Golgi membrane; COPII-coated ER to Golgi transport vesicle; endoplasmic reticulum membrane
Molecular function (GO): D-mannose binding
Source: RefSeq, a predicted model, not a curated record
UGUGUGGUUUAUUUCCGGACGACAAUAGAGAAGGGACCAGCUCAAUUUAUGGAGUUUCGAAAAACAGUUUUUCUGUGAGAGUUCCUCUCCGAAGCAGUUUGAACAAAAUGGGGAACUUUAGAGCAUUUCUGAGCCCAACACUGAUCUUCCUGAUACUCGAGUUGUCUCUUGUGUGCUGUGAUAUAACGGACGGAAACGCGGAACAUCUGAAGAGAGAGCACUCGUUAAUGAAACCGUACCAAGGUGUUGGCAGCAGCCCUACCAGUCAGUGGGACUUCUGGGGAAGCACUUUAGUGACGAGCUCAUAUGUCCGACUCACUCCAGAUGAGAGGAGCAAGCAGGGAUCCAUCUGGAAUACUGUGCCAUGUCACCUGAAGGACUGGGAGAUGCAUGUGCAGUUUAAAAUUCAUGGAUCAGGAAAGAAGAAUCUCCAUGGCGACGGCAUCGCUAUCUGGUACACGAAGGACAGACUGCAUCCAGGGCCUGUGUUUUCCAACAAUGCUCUCUUCCACGGGCUGGCCGUUUUUAUAGAUACUUACUCUAACGAUGAUGCGACGGAUCGUUCCUUCCCGUACAUUUCGGCUAUGGUGAACAACGGCUCAGUGAAUUACGACCACGGCAAAGAUGGCCGCUCGUCUGAGCUAGGAGGCUGCUCUGCUGAGAUCAGGAACAGGGAGCACGACACGUACCUCGCCAUUCGCUACUCCAAAGGAAGACUCACUGUGAUGGUUGAUGUGGAAGACAAGAAUGAGUGGAAGGAGUGCAUCGACAUCGGAGGUGUUCGUCUUCCAACUGGAUAUUUCUUUGGUGCCUCAGCAGCUACAGGAGAUCUCUCUGAUAACCAUGAUAUCAUCUCUAUGAAGCUCUACCAGCUGAUGGUGGAACACACCCCCGAGGAGGAGAACCAGGACUGGACCAAAAUUGAGCCCAGCGUCAGCCUUCUCAAGUCCCCUAAAGACAACAUUGACGAUCCUACUGGAAACUUCCGAGGCACGCCCCUCACUGGCUGGAAGGUCUUCCUGCUUCUGCUGUGUGCUCUGCUGGGAAUCGUAGUGUGCGCUGUGGUGGGAGCUGUAGUUUUCCAGAAGAGACAGGAGAGGAACAAGAGGUUUUACUGAGGAGUAGAAAGAAGAAACUUAUCAGAGAGGCGUUUGUUGGAAUGAACUGUUUCCAGGCGACAGAUUGAGCACAUUCAAUGUGAAUUAUUUUCUAAAGAUUGUAAAAAUGUUUAUAUCUUUGAAGCACUGUGUUGGGAGUGAAUAAUGAUGACUUGUGAUGUUGGUAAGAAGGUGCAGAACUAGUGGCGAUCAUUAUGAGUGACCUUGAUCAAUGCUGUUUUUGUUUCCAUGUGUUCAUUAAUUGCAGGGUUAGAAUAGACUUACAGUCCAUUACAAACUUUUGAUUGUGUUAACAUCUGCUUAUUGGUUAAAGAGGUGUCUCCAGCCAAUUACCGCUUUUAUCUGCUGCAGAUGUGGCACUACAUAAGAGUGAACUGGGGCACCAAAGGGGAAUUUAGGUUUAAAUUUUUGUCUUCCAGGUUUUACCUGAUUAUUUACCAUGAAUUAUUUAUUGGAAGAAGAAAGUAUCUCCACAUGUGCGCGCACACACAGACAAAAAAAUCUGACAAAACAACAUCAUGAAGUAACUGUGGCAACCAUCUAAAAUUAAAGUUGAGUGCGUGUGUUUUAACCCAUGGAAAGAGUGCAGAGUUGUAUUUGUUGAUUUAACUUUGUGUUACUGUCGCUCUCAUUCUCACAUUUCAAAAAUACAAUUUAGCUUUAGCAAUUUUAAAACAAUUAAGAAUAAGAAGAGAAAUUAAGUUAGAACAUGGUCUCCACUAUAUAUUUAGGAAAGACCAGUAUGCAGUGGUUAUCUAGGGGGAUAUAUUAUGGAAAAGGUUUUCUUGUCAGAAACCACUGUGUACAUAUACAACAGUAUUGAGCGUAGGGCUGUAACUUUUCAUUGUCUGUUAAUCUUUUUAAUUUAAUAGAUUAGUUGUUUGGUCAGAAAAUGGUUAAAAAAUGCCAAUCAGUGUCUCCCAAAGCCCAAGAUGACUAAUCAAUUAAUCGUUACAGCUUUAAUUAGCAAGAUAAGUACAGUGCAUAACAACCACCAGAAUAAUAGCUCAGCAUCAAGGAUCACCACCUUGGAUUUUCUGGUGAUGCAGUUAGAUUUAUAUGUGGGUGUUGCUCUUUUUCCGUCUGCUCAGCCAUGUUAACUAUCUCUGUCCAUGUUACCAACCUAGUUCUCCAGUUCUGAAAAUGUUAUGAUUGUCACUCUUUAUGUCUGUAACGGACAACGAUGUGAUGGCAUAUUCUUGACACAAACAGUAACAUUUUGCAUCGUUAUAAUACUGUUUAAAGUCUGGUAUAUACGUAUGGAUGAUGUCUUGUGAGGCUUCUACUACUUAACACAACUUCUCCAUAGUUCAAUGCAACAGGAUGAGGCCACUUGAAAGGGUUCAGUGUACAAGUGGAUGGAUCUUGAAAACUGAACAACCUCAAACCUUUACGCUGAAAUAUUUUAUGCUCCCCCCCCCCCCCCCCCCUUUUCCCUGCAGGGUCUUUUGAGCAGGAUUAUGGGGUUUUAUCCAGAAUAUGCCUUUCUUAUUAUAUAUAAUUCAAUUAUUAUGUAUACAGAAUAUUAGAAUUAUUAACUGCAACAUAAAAAAACAAGUGUGACUGAUAAAUGCACCCAGACAGUGCUAAUUAUAAAGCUCAUUCAAACUUACAGAGGAAGAGUUGUUGAACCCUGAGGUUUGGGAAUUGAUCGUUCAAAAGGCACAUUUACGCAAGGCUUUAAUUUCUUGCAAUAUCAUGUUUCUUUGUUGUUGGUUUUCUUUAGCUACCAUUUCCACAAUGUUACUGUCCGAUUCUGUCUUUAUGUUAAACAACAUUUAAUAAAAAUGCCAAAAGUAAAAUUGGAUUUGAUGACACACUAAAACUGCACUGCUGAAAUGCAGAUUUGUUUUUUAACUUUUAGCUUGACAAAGCCUUUUUAUCACUUUCCCUGUGUUCUUGAAACUUUAUGUUAUUGUUUGUGCCACAUCAGUCAGUUUUGUGAUGAUACUUGAAACGGCUCCUCUCUUUAGAAAUAAUGUAUUAAAAUGAAAAAGAAACAGUUUGACUGUGAA